Molecule: messenger RNA, 3700 nt
Organism: Hipposideros armiger (great roundleaf bat)
Lineage: Eukaryota; Metazoa; Chordata; Mammalia; Chiroptera; Hipposideridae
Gene: TNFAIP1
Product: TNF alpha induced protein 1
Exons: 7
Coding region: 333-1310 (325 amino acids)
Biological process (GO): negative regulation of Rho protein signal transduction; protein ubiquitination; proteasome-mediated ubiquitin-dependent protein catabolic process
Cellular component (GO): Cul3-RING ubiquitin ligase complex
Molecular function (GO): ubiquitin-protein transferase activity; protein binding
Source: RefSeq, a predicted model, not a curated record
UCAAGAGCUCUUCCCUCUCCCCUGAUUGGGUGCCGGGCAUCCCUGGCUUUAUAAUCUCAGGGUCGUAGGCCGGCCCAGCUGGGCGGUAAUUCGAGGCGGAGUCCGUGGUCGGAGGGUGUGAGUGUACAGCCCGGGAUUGCUGGCAGGCAGGGCCCGCAGCCUAGGGGCGGCACGAUUUCGGCUUGCACCAAGCUGAGAGGAGAGGCGCCCCCAGGGACGCACUGAGACUAUGAGGCUCUGACCUCCCCUGGCCACUCACUCGUGACCCUUCCACCACGGCGGAGCCUUCCAAGCCAACCUCCUGCCGUGUGGUGAUCUACCUGCAGCGGGAGAUGUCGGGGGAUACCUGCCUGUGCCCAGCCUCAGGGGCUAAGCCCAAGCUGAGCGGCUUCAGGGGAGGAAACCUGGGCAACAAAUACGUCCAGCUCAAUGUGGGUGGUUCCCUGUACUACACCACCGUGCGGGCGCUAACCAGGCAUGACACCAUGCUCAAGGCCAUGUUCAGCGGGCGCAUGGAGGUGCUGACUGACAAAGAAGGCUGGAUCCUCAUAGAUCGAUGUGGAAAGCACUUUGGCACCAUUUUGAAUUACCUCCGCGACGACACCAUCAUUCUCCCUCAGAGCCGGCAAGAAAUCAAGGAACUGAUGGCUGAAGCGAAAUAUUACCUCAUUCAGGGGCUGGUGAACAUGUGCCAGACAGCCCUGCAGGACAAGAAGGAUUCCUACCAGCCUGUGUGCAACAUCCCUGUCAUCACAUCCCUGAAGGAGGAGGAGAGGCUUAUCGAAGCCUCCACCAAGCCCGUGGUGAAGCUGCUGUACAAUAGAAGCAACAACAAGUAUUCCUACACCAGGCCUGCUGGCCCUCAUGGGUUUUUCAGCAACUCCGACGACCACUUACUGAAAAACAUCGAACUGUUUGACAAGCUCUCCCUGCGCUUCAAUGGCCGUGUGCUCUUCAUCAAGGACGUCAUUGGCGAUGAGAUCUGCUGCUGGUCCUUCUACGGCCAGGGGCGUAAGCUGGCAGAGGUGUGCUGCACCUCCAUUGUGUAUGCCACGGAGAAGAAGCAGACCAAGGUGGAAUUCCCAGAGGCCCGAAUCUAUGAGGAGACGCUCAAUGUCCUACUCUACGAGACCCCCCGAGUCCCUGACAACUCCUUGUUGGAGGCCACAAGCCGUAGCCGCAGCCAGGCUUCCCCCAGUGAAGAUGAGGAGACCUUUGAACUGCGGGACCGUGUCCGCCGCAUCCAUGUCAAGCGCUACAGCACGUAUGAUGACCGGCAGCUCGGCCACCAGUCUGCCCAUCGCGACUGACAAGACCCUCAGGGAGUCAGGGCACAGGACGCCCUGUCUCCCCUCUUGUGGAGCCCCGCCCCAUUUGCCACCCCACACUGCUGCUGGCUGGGUCUCUGCUCCAGCACCCAGAGGCAUGACAGGCCUUGCCUGGGAGGUCAGAGGGCCUGAGUAGAGGGAGGGACCGUAUUCCUUUGCCCUGCUCCCUGAGCACUUCAGGAUGACUGAGUCCCGGCUUCUUUGCCCAGCAUCCUCCUGCCUGCCUGACGGGGAGUAUUCUGUCCCUGGGUGAGUGGACCGACCUGCCCACCUCCUCCUAAGAACAUUCCCCUUGGCCCUCUGCUCUGCUGAAGGGCUACUUCUGGACCUUAGCUGAGGCCCAUAGAGAAUGGGUUCAUUCUGUGAAGGUGGCUGCUGGUGCUAUGGAGGCGCAGUUUCUUAGAAGGUGGGGCUCCUUUUGUUCCUAAGGUGUUUAAGCACAGGCUUGGUGACUAUUAUUUUUAAAAUAAUCCAGGAAAUUAAUAGUUAUAGGUCUAAUGAGGGGACUGGGUAUUCCUGCUACCCCUCCAGGGUGCCAACAACCUGGGUAAGGCAGAACCCCAGGCUCUUCUCGAUGCCUUUGGGAUCUAUUUCUUUAAAGCACUUUGUACUUUGGUUCAGGAGAUGUGUAUUCCCUGACCCAUGUUGUCUUUUUCUGAUCCUAGUAAUCCAGUCUUCCCUGCAGAAUCAAUCUGAGGGAGGGGAUAAAAGAAGCAAUAAAAACACUGACCAGCUUCGGCUUUGCCUGGCUGGCCAAGCAGCCAGCCCAGAGCGCGCUGAGGAAGGAUGUGUAAGCUGGGACCUGUGGUCCUAACACCCCUGUGAAAACGGACAUUUUACCCCAAUAUCUUAGAGUCACAGAACUAACUCCUAGGUUCUAGCAUGAUUGCUCUUUUUGAUUCUCUUGCCGUUGUCUCCAAAGCAUGCUGUCCUUACCGUGAGGCCAGGAGCAUGGGUCACAGCAGGAAGGCUGUGGAGCCCGUGGGCAGUGGGCAUCGUCCUGCAUUCCUGGCAGCACUGUGCAGAGGUGGCAUGUGCUUGGUCACACGUCUCCUCCUCCCCCAUCCAUGCUAUUGGGUUUGUGUUCUGGCUGGGGAUAGUGGUUCUGCCCAGUGGUGAGUCUAAACACAGGAUGAUGUGAGCAGCCUAAGCCCCUUGAAAGGUUUCUUCAUUUCUUUUUUGUUGGGUAACUUGGCCAUGGAGGUGCCAAGCACCAGCUUUUGGGCAAAGGUGUGAGUUCCUCUUCAGGGCUUUGGUUUUCAUUCCCUUCUGUUUAGUUUGGCCCUUGGGAGGCUGCUUAUCCGAAUUCUUUUCCAAAGGAAUGCCAUCAGGGAGGGAGUGUUCAGCCAGCCUAACAAAACAAUAUAGUCACUUACCAAUACCCACUCAUUUGGAAAGGGACAUAGGUUCUCAAGUUCAUCUCUCUUGACUACUCUUACUGUAAGCCCAUAAGUGGCUGCUCCUGGCCGACCCCACAGAGCCUGUGGGCAAAUGCCAGGCCGGGUUAGCAGACACUCAGCAAGGACCUGAAAUGACAUGAUGUGGCAGGGAAAAUAGAACUAAUCAGACAUUUUACACUUGUCACAGUCUUGAAUGUAUAGACUUUCAGGGGAGUCACCCUGCUGAUCAGCUAUGAAUAGUUCUUCCAGCCCUCAAUGAAGUAACAAGAUGAAGACAAAUCCAUUUCUUUGGCCAGAUUCCAGCUUUGGCUCUGUCUUUCCCACAGAACCUGGAACACUUCUGCCUGCAGCCACUGGCCUAUUUCUUCAGCUGUCCUCCUGAAGUCCUUUAAAUACUCCCAAGUCCCAGCUCCCCACUGAGGUAUUUGAAUGAUUGUCUUUGACCUUCGUAACCCCUGUAGCCCCCUUACUGCUUUGACAUUCAGAUCCUCUGUUGUCUCAGUGGCUAGUAUUCCUAAGAAAGCAUGAUAGUCUGGGACUCUGGGUACUUUCUCUGAUUGAAAAUAUGGCCUUGGUCUUAGAAAAAACACUAACACUGAACUCACUGAAGUAGUCUUAGCUUUUUAAAUCAGACUUUGUGGUGUAAAGGUUUAGAGAAUUUUGAGUUUCCCAGCUCCAUUCAGAAAGCAGCUCUUGGUUGUGUGAAAUUUUCAACUCUGAGUAACCCAGGGAAAAGGAAACAAAGUGUGGAUGAAAGUCAAACGUCAUCCGUGUCUGAGAAAACUGGAAGCCUGCUGUUAACCACAUGUACCAGUAUAGGGUUUUAUUCAGUUUGUUAUCUGACCAAGGUCUGCCUGAAGGAUGGCACAGGUCCUGGCAUAAGAGAACGUCUCCUUUAUCAUGUAACUACAGUUGUUCAGCAUAGGUGAUGGAAACAAACACUAAUUUCUAAUAAAAUUGUGUUACACUGCA